Messenger RNA from Echinococcus granulosus, 681 nucleotides. Its product is annotated as Cytochrome b561 domain-containing protein. Gene Ontology annotation, molecular function: transmembrane monodehydroascorbate reductase activity. The record is from RefSeq and is a predicted model, not a curated record. Lineage: Eukaryota; Metazoa; Platyhelminthes; Cestoda; Cyclophyllidea; Taeniidae. The transcript has 2 exons. The coding region runs from base 1 to 681 and encodes 226 amino acids.
AUGGCUGUCCACGCGAGUGGUUUGCUUUUGGUCCUCUGUACUCUGUACUUCGUCGCUCCUUUUAAGUCACUGAUUUCAUGGCAUCCCCUCUUCAUGGUGCUUGGUCUUUGUGGUUUCUCUUUGCAAGGAAUCAUCGUCUUUAACAAGUACAGCUCCCUGGUUCCGAAUGCCCCAGCUCAUAGAAAGUACACCCUCCAUUGGCUCUUACAAACAUUGGGUCUACUGUCAAUCUUAGCUGGAUGCGCCGUCAUCUUCAAGGUAAAAAGUGAUGGCAACAAAAGCCACAUGACGACAUGGCAUGGAUGCUUGGGCUACGCUUUCCUGUUACAUGGUCUCUUACAAUCAUUAUUCGGUGUCGUUAAACAUUGCGCAUUCCUACGUCCUUGGAUGAAUCCGCGAACCUUUCAUCAAAUUCACGCGGUUUCUGGAGCCGUCUUCUUUUCUCUCGGCUGUUUAGUGACCGCCUUGGGCCUCCACAGUGACUGGUUCCAGCAGAAAGUUCUUGUGGACGUCAUCCAAGACCAGGGUGUUCGCCUACUCAUCGGCUAUUUCCUUACCUUCCUUCUUGGUCUUUUGGCAAUAGUGGCUCUCAAACAGGUUUAUGACAAGUACUUUUCAAGCACUGGAGGCAAUAAAAACACCUCAAAUGCUCAGUCGAAAAAGCCAAAGAGGUCUAAUUGA